Messenger RNA from Aspergillus piperis CBS 112811, 225 nucleotides. RefSeq lists its product as uncharacterized. The transcript has a single exon. NCBI's taxonomy places the organism in Eukaryota, Fungi, Ascomycota, Eurotiomycetes, Eurotiales, Aspergillaceae. The record is from RefSeq and is a predicted model, not a curated record. The annotation marks the transcript as partial.
CUUAAUUACUACAUGAAGCUACAUCAUGCAUACUACAGUUUUAUUAUAACAGAUCAUGAACUUGUCGCUAUCCGAAGGCUUGAUAAGGAUGGAAAUUUGGAGCUCUUGACACCUAUUUCUUGGACAGUGAAGGGUACUGCUUCAAAGCCGAGACUAACAGUAUUACUUGGGAUCUGGUAUUUGGGAAUGCUCGCGGCAAAUAAUCAGGUCUGGUAUCUCUAUUGA